This is a messenger RNA of Danaus chrysippus (African queen), 1233 nucleotides long. Lineage: Eukaryota; Metazoa; Arthropoda; Insecta; Lepidoptera; Nymphalidae. The record is from the annotation of a GenBank genome assembly.
AUGGCUACUUGCAUUGUCCUUACACUAUCGAUAAUAUGGGUUCAAUUCGUAAAUGAAUCUGAUACAUUGGUUCAAGAAGCCAUAGAAAAUGUUGGAAAAGAUUUAAGAUACGUCGAUGUCUAUAGGACAGCUGACAAACUGUCAGAAAACCUUAAGUACAUGCUGAUUUGGUCUGGAGCAGAAAACGCCCCUUUAUCAUACUUUGGCACUGGCCAGAGGAGAUUUAUUGAGAAAAAUUGUACCAAUAUAAAUUGUUACGUCACAACAGAUAGGAGUUUCUUCAAUGGGGAUACAACGAAAUUUGACGCGAUCGCCUUUGAUGGUCGUACUAUUGCAAAGAUGAUGAAGUCUCAACUUCCAAAACGUCGAUCACAACAUCAAAAGUUUAUUUACUUCAAUAUGGAGUCGGCUGAUAAUUAUCCUUUAUGUUCAGCUUAUUUUGAUGAUUUCUUUAACUGGACAGCAACGUAUAGAUUGGAUUCAGACAUACCACUUCCUUACAUUCAAAUAAGAGAUAAAAAUGGAAAAGUCGUUGGACCUAAAAAAGAUAUGAAGUGGGAAGAUAUGGGUUUUUUUAAAGAUGAAGAAUUGGAAUUGCUGAAACAGAACAAAACCAAAGCUGUUGCCUGGUUCGUUUCAAAUUGCGAAACUAGAAGUAGUAGAGAAAAGUAUGCCUUUAAAUUGAAAAACGCUUUGUAUUCAUUCGGUUUUUCUGUGGACAUAUAUGGUAAAUGUGGUCCUUUUAAGUGUCCAAGACAUAAGGAGAACACGUGUUUUUCACUUUUGGAAAGAGAUUAUGCUUUUUAUCUGUCUUUCGAAAACUCAUUUGCAGAAGAUUACGUAACGGAAAAGAUACUUACUGCUUUACAACAUAAAGCUGUACCAAUUGUGCGAGGUGGUGCUAAUUACUCCAGAUUUCUACCUCCCGGAUCUUACUUCGAUGCUAGUAAACUAACUCCGUAUGUUAUGGCUUCCAAGAUUGUUCACGUCAUGACGAAUACAAAAUACUACAGUGAGUUCUUCAGAUGGUGGUCACAUUACAGUUAUAGAGACCCGUCUCAAUCAGAUAAUAUUUGUGCACAACUUUUAGUGUUCCUGCACACGAUGCCGUCACCGCACCGUCGCCAUGCCGAUGCCGCGCAAUUACUCUGUAGAUACGAGUCGCCCGAAGCCCGCCACUGCGCCGCUCCUUCGCCGCCACCGCGCGCGUUCGCCUCCUUCCCUGCUGUUUGA